AGCUGACUUGACUCCCAUGACUCAUUGAAACAACUCAUUUUGCAAUGUUUAGAUCAACUUGUAAAUAACUAUUUUGCGGAGAUAUAAUAAUACUACAAAAGUACACAAAUAACCACCUCUCUAUAAUUAUGUGAAUCUGUCUGAAUUAUUAUUGUUGAAGUUUUUAGUACUACUGGAAAGUAAUACAUUGGGCAAAGUUGAACAUGUGGUGUGUGAGACUGUGAGGUGUUAGAUUAUAGCAAUGAGUGACAAUUAAUUAGGGAAACGACUUUUGACUCUGCUGGAUUUGGAAAUUAAUAAAACUUACAUUGCACAAAAAAGGGACGAUGGGGCUGUCCAACAUCCUCCUCUUGAGUCAGUUGACGGGUCAUAUUGUGACUCUUAUCCUCUCCCUCUGUAUCACCAUCCCUAUGUCCAUCCACGAAGACGACUUCCGAGGUUAUUGUCUCCUCUUCUCGGUCGGAGAAUGGCAAGAGACGGAUGGUCAGUUCAAGGUGGACUGGGCGUCUCAGGGAUUUUGUAACUACACCAUUUUCGUUGGCGUUUUCCUCUUUGUCGUCUCAGCCGUCCAAGUGUAUCGACUCAGCCUCCUCCUCUACCGGGGACAAGAUUCGUCCUUCGUGUCUGCAUUCAUUGAUGUCGUCGCGUCCGCCCUCCUCGCCUGUCUAACCAUCAUUGCCGCACUCAUGAUCACGCUCGGAUUCGACUUUUGGUGUAAAUCCAUUACGAAAAGAUUCGAAACGUGUGGAGAUGCGCAGGACAACGAUAUUGACAAGAAGGAUGGGAUUGACACGUCAUCUUUCUACAUCCAGAUGGGAGUGGCACAAUUUGGAGCGUGGGCCUCUUGGGCGACGUCUGUGGGUCUGCUCGUAUUUGCCACUCUGAAGUUGUGGCGUUAUCAUCAGGAGGAGAACAUGCGGGUGAGCAUGGCCAUCGCAAGAGAAAGGCUGAUCAAAAAUGCGUGCUCCGUAGGGGGCGGUCCCUCCUCCUCCUCGUCGUCCGCAGGCCCAGCUUCAAAUGGCAGAGGGGGUGGAGGUGAUGCCAACAAAAAUGCUGGAGCUGCUGGUAAAAGAGGAGGAAAUGACCCCGCUAUUCAUAGCAUUUAGUUAUUUGGUAGUAUGGUAAAGUGUAAAGUGAGUUUAUAACAAUCGAAGACAGAGAUUAGUGUUAAGAAUAAGAAUAAUGCUCUCAAAACGAAACACUUGUUGACAAUUUCUUGUACUUUUGGGGAUGGAGUGUAUUUUCUUACAUAAGUGCUUAUAUAUAAAUAGCCAUGUCUUCUAUAUUACCCGUUAAAAUUAACUUGUUAUGUCUAUCAGUAUCAAUAAUCGUUGUCAUUUUAACGACGAAUCACAACUACGGUUAAUAAAAAAUAAAAUCAGGAUGAUGUCAGUUGCUUACAAUGACAAUGAGGCACCGCGAUGCGCAAAAAUAAAUCAUACAAUGAAGUAA
This is a messenger RNA of Folsomia candida, 1452 nucleotides long. Its product is annotated as transmembrane protein 179. Bases 327 to 1106 code for a protein of 259 amino acids. Lineage: Eukaryota; Metazoa; Arthropoda; Collembola; Entomobryomorpha; Isotomidae. The transcript is spliced from 3 exons. The record is from RefSeq and is a predicted model, not a curated record.